AUGAAGGAAGAAGAGUGCAAUUACAUUUCAUCUGAUGAGUACAAUAAGCUGUCGAGUGUAUUAGACAAGGCCAGAAGAAUCCUAAACACCGCCCCCAUCCAGAAAGAAGAGAAUCUCUCCCUGGGCACUCUUGAAUAUCUUAAAAAGUACAGAAUAGACACAUAG
Nematocida minor is the source of this 165-nucleotide messenger RNA. RefSeq lists its product as uncharacterized. Lineage: Eukaryota; Fungi; Microsporidia. The transcript has a single exon. The record is from RefSeq and is a predicted model, not a curated record. The coding region runs from base 1 to 165 and encodes 54 amino acids.